AAAAAUGAACUCAGAAUUGGUGACAUACGACUGAAUUCUUUUUGAAUUUUCUGUGUUAUCUGAGAAGAUUGCAUUUCACGUUAAUUUCAAAGUUAUUUAUUCAUUGUCAAAUUCAAAAAUAAAGUAGAGUAUUUUAGAGGUGUGCGCUUAAUCGAUUAAAAUCGGGAUGUCUUAAAGAUCAUCAUUAAGAUGUCUUUCAAACGAUUUACGUAUAAAUGUCUUUAAGGUGUCUUAAAGAUUGUCUUUAAGACGUCUUAUGUCCAGAUUUUAGAUGUCUAGGUAGUAUCUUUUGAACCCAUACAGCACAAAUCUUCAAAGGACAUUCUAAAGACAUUCUAAGGACAUUCAUACAUCCUGAGGACGUCCCAGAACAUUCUCUGAAGAUUUUGUGCUAUCUGGGAAUGUAUCUUUUCAUUUCGACGUACACUGCAAGAAUUUUGGACAUGCACUUCUUCGCUACGACAUCAUCAAUGGCCGCGGUCAGGAACCUUAAAAAGAUUGGAUCGCACACGGGCGAUAUUGGAUCCUCUUCCGCUGAUCGAUCGAUCGAUCGAGAUGAAUUUUUAGGCGCGCGCGAUCUGCACUUUGCCAGUCGCUUUUCGCGAGACCGGGCGACCCAGGAAGGGAGCAAAUCGAUAAAACCGUUUCAGCGUUGAUAAGAAAGUGGCGUCGCACAAAUGAACAAUAAAUCAUCGUGGAGAUAAGCGUCUCGGAGCGGCCCCGCUGCGAGCGGCGUAUCGCGAGCGAAAACGCGUUUCAUCGCGGACCGGUGUUAUUGGUUGUUGCGAUCGCGCUUAGGCGAGAUAAUAAGCGAGCAAACCUGCGAGCCGUGCGUCAGUUUCGUCCUGUUUACGGGCAGGAUCGCGAGGACCUAUGUCCGCGAGUCUACGAGCAACUUCGCGAGCUCUCGACCUCAUCCGAGGGACUUUUUCGUCUACACUCGCGCGAAGGCGAUAUAUUUUCUCGCUCUGAUUGACUGUAUGUGAAUUUUCUUCGAUAAAACACAGUGUUAAGCUUUCAAUAUUGUCAGUGAAUAACGGAAGGCAGCCAUAAAUGAACGUCAACCUCAACUUCAUCAACUUCAACUUCAAUAAGUGGCUCCAGGCUUCACUGAGAAUUACGCUCCAACGCCAUUACACGGAUUGAAGGUCAAAUAGAGAACUACAGAGGAAACGCGCGCGUGACACAUAGAUUGUGUUUGCAUACCACCCACUCACGUAUAGCACGACGAGGCCCGGUGGCCCGCUAUAAACGGUAACGUGGCAUAUGUUCCUGCGCAAGUGACAGCGAGAGUGGACGCGACGACGAGGUAAGAGUGAUGGGAAUCGACGGUAUGAGGGUCGGUGGUGGCAGAUGCCCGCCUCUCUUAGUCGUAGCGCUGCUCCUGGUGUGUCUCAUGCUCUUCUGCAACUGGUGGGCACUGUCGUCUGAGAAUGUGGAGCUAGUCAGGCAAAUCGACGAGCUGAACGAGCAGCUCAAGAUCAGCGCUGAAGAGAGAGAUCAGUGUGUAACAUUACGUGGCAAUCUGGAGCAGAGAUACAAACACAUAGAGGAUGAGUUGGCCUCUGUGCACGUUCGAAUGGAGCAACAGAUAGAUUUUAAGAAGAAAAAUGAUGAGCUAGAAGAUUCUGUUACCGUGUGCAAAAGUGAACUAGAUUCUUUGAACAAAUUGGACGCCACUAAAACUGCAACACUGGAGACACUCCGACUAGAAAAGGAUACAAUCACCACCCAAUUAGACGUGAAACGUAAUGAAAACAAAAAGCUUCAAGAGGAAGUGGAAAAGCUAAAAGGAGAGGUGGACCAACUAAAGCUCAGUUGCAAUGCCCCACUUGAUAAGAAAGACCUUCCAGUUCUUCAUCCAACAGCGACAGUGGUCAUUAACAAGUCUCAGUUACACCCGGUACCGGAGUCCGCCGUAAGAGUAUCCGUGGCUGGUCAGCGAGGCUUGAAGUACCACGGGAUUCCAAUCCUACUGACAGACCCACCCGGUGCUGUGCGCCAAACUCCUCGUUUCUCAGUAACUAUGUUGAAAGUUCAAGCGGGUGCGAAACAGAUCAAUGACACAGCGGAGCAGGAUUUGCCAGUUCCCGAUGACAUAGAGGAUCCUGAGAACCGUGCACAUGAUAACAAUGCUGAUGAAGUUCAAAGCACAGACGAGGCUAUGCCACUUCCAGAUAAUUACGAGGAGGAAGCGAAAGCGCAGGAUGCCACAGGGAAACCUGAGGAUAAAAAUACAUAAUACGGUGCAAUAUGUAAUCUCUAGAGGUGAAUAAUGUGUGCAAUUUUGCAAUAACCAGCAAGCCAAUUAGACUAAAGAAAGUACAAUGACUAUACGUACACGAGUAAAACGAAAGUCCAUAUGACAUGUGCAAGAUAGUUUAUACUGCUCAUUUUAUUGUGUCAUACUUAAUUGUUUAUGAUAGAAAUAUUUUUAUAUACUCUAUAUUUCUUUAAAAAAGAAAUAUGCACUAUUGAUUGAGCUCCUUUUUAUAUCAAUAACGUCACGAAAUUACAAAGUGAUGUAUACAUGCAGGUGCCAAAUUAUGUGUUUGUUAUUUCUGUGUUACGCACAUAAUUAUGGCUGUGUGUAAUUUCCAUAUCUUGCAUUUUAUUAUAUAUAUAUGUAUAAAAUAAGUGGACCGAUUAUACUGUGAUUCUUCUAUGAUCUGAUAAAUGGAUAGCAAAAAGUUUUCGCACUCACAAUUCUUAAGAAUGGGACCUUUGCCAUGAUUUAAUAGUAAGCCAUGCAUACAUAUAUAUAUACACAUAUACACAUAAUUUUGUGCCACUUAGAGAAGUAAAGAACAUUACGCAAUAAAUUGUGAAUAUGUUUCACAUAUAAUAAUCUAAAAUCAGGCAAAGACUCUUAAUUCAAUAAAUCUCCCUCUAACUUUUA
This is a messenger RNA of Odontomachus brunneus, 2899 nucleotides long. RefSeq lists its product as uncharacterized. NCBI's taxonomy places the organism in Eukaryota, Metazoa, Arthropoda, Insecta, Hymenoptera, Formicidae. The coding region runs from base 1319 to 2242 and encodes 307 amino acids. The record is from RefSeq and is a predicted model, not a curated record. The transcript is spliced from 8 exons.